AAAAAAUGUAUGCCGACUACAAGUCCCAUGGGGCAACACGGUUUGUCUUGUAUUCAUGACGUAUUUCCUGCGCGCCUCGCCUGGCUCUAUCUAGUAAGAAGAAGGAGCUGUUGUUGUGGUUAAUUAACUACCGUUAACUCGUCAGGGCUCAUUUAACGGUGAAUCCAUCACUGAUGUCUCAACAACCUCAACAGUCGCUGCCCUCAGCUCCAGACUCUCCUGCUCUGGUGGUCACCAGUAACGUCCAGAAAUAUGCCAUCAAGAAGAAGAAAGUCCUCAGUGCUGAAGAAGCUGAGCUGUUUGAACUCACCCAGGCUGCUGGCAUCACUGCAGACCAAGAGGUCUUCAAGAUCAUAGUGGACCUGUUGAAGAUGAAUGUGGCUCCUCAAGCAGUCUUCCAGACCCUGAAGGCCAUGUGUGCAGGCCAGAGGGUCGCUGAAAGCUGCGGGGAGGCUUCAACUGUCUCCCAUGCCACCAGCACCAGCAUCACCACCACAGCACCACCAGAGGCCAGAGAAGAGGAGUCUUUGGUCUCUGGGAAGAGCCCUAAGCCUUCCGCUGCCGCCCCCUCAGCGUCGGGCCCCAGAGCCACAAGGGUCAACACUAAGAUUGUGGUCUACGGCCCCCAAGACGCUAGCUCUCCUCACACUCAAGCAGUACGCAGUAAAGCUGCAGCGAGCCACAGUGAGAAGAGCAGGGAGGCGUCCAGCCAGCGGGUGCAGCGGCAGCCCAGCGCCACCAGAGGGACGAAGACCAAGAGCUCCGGCAGCAGCAGCUCCUCCUCACAGAUCAACUCCACAUGAGACCGAGAUCAGGUCAAUAUGACAACAUCUGUAAAUAUGUAGUUCUCUUUACAUUUAACUUAUCUGUGUGUUUUACUGUGGAAUGUGUUUGAAAGGGUUGGCUCACCUAAAUUACACAUAAAAACAAAAGGUUUUAUUUGCCUUGGUUUUGAGAUAACUGCCUUUACCUCAAUUCAAUGGAGGUGAAUGGAAUUUUG
Messenger RNA from Sebastes umbrosus (honeycomb rockfish), 1000 nucleotides. RefSeq names its product mitotic spindle organizing protein 2B (gene mzt2b). The transcript has 5 exons. The coding region runs from base 174 to 803 and encodes 209 amino acids. Gene Ontology annotation, cellular component: centrosome; spindle. Lineage: Eukaryota; Metazoa; Chordata; Actinopteri; Perciformes; Sebastidae. The record is from RefSeq and is a predicted model, not a curated record.